GCAAUCUCCGACUACUCCUGAGAGAGGCACAUGGAGACUGAUGGAGUGCGUCGUCCGUUGCCUACCUACAGUAGUGCACAACUUCGUGCUGCCUAGGAUUGAGAGCGAUGGCGUGGCGGUGAGUGGUAGCUCCGCUGUUAUCAACACGUGUUUUUUUGUCAUGAUUUUUGGCGGCGUUGUGCGGUGAUUAGGCGGGAGAGUGAGGCCAAAUCCAUGCGAUGGAAAGCCUGGAAUAUAAAGUCACAAGUACAACAGCCUGUUCACGUAAUUCCUUUAGCGCAGGCUCGUCGUCGGUCUCUACUCCAGCUUUGGUGUGUUUAGUCUCUGCAGUGGGAUGAGGCCAUGCGGCCGAGUUGCCGGUUGGCCGAUGAGGCCGAACGGUACCCUGUCCAGUGCUAUGGAGAUGGUGAGAGUCAAGGAGGUGCGUCGACGCGUCGAGAUAAAAUGAUUAUCCUGAACAGAACGCCGUGACCAUACAAACGUGAUGUGCACGGCCGCGUGCGAUGCUUGAGCAUUGUUCGGAGACCCCCGUCGCCAUCUCCAGUCCGUUGUCGAAGGGUGGGAGAAAGACCUCAGCGGAUCUAAUCCAGAGGAAGGCCCUGCGUAGUGGUUAUGACCUAUACGUUUUCGCUACAGCUCCGUCGGCCAUCGGCCAGACUUACGAUCAGGUGAUACCGUGCCAAUCACCAAUCACAGGGUUUGCCACGUGUCUCCCCUCGUCGCACAAAGGCACACACACACACACACACACACACACAGAGAGAGAGAGAGAGAGAGAGAGAGAGAGAGAGAGAGAGAGAGAGAAUGGAGUUGUAUAUUCAAUAAGAUUAUGUGCAUUGAGAAAUAGAGAGUCGGUGAAACGGACGAAACAGUUUGUGACAGCCCCGUGUUUCUUGUCCACUUCUCCCUUCUGCGUACGGGUCACCAGGCAGUUGUGACUCUGUCACAACAUACAGAAAUAAAGAGAUUAUAUAUGUCUUAUGUAAACAGUAUAUAUAUAUGCAUGUAGAGUAUAUAUGUAUAUAUAUAUCCAGUGUGAUAUAUAUAAAUAUAUGUAGCGUAGACCAAGGCACGAAGGUGAGCGUGGAUCUCGCUGGUAAUGGACUAUAUGCGCAACUGCAACACCGACAACGAGUCUGCCGCACUUUGUGGACACGAUCGACCAGAGCUAAACAGGUGGCGGGCGUGUGGAGUAGGAUGGGAUACAGGGAAGCUAAUAUUUCCGGGAAUGGAUAGGUUGAGUUUCCGAAAGAGAAUAAGUGGUCCGCAGCAGCAGGCAGCAAGCCACGACGAAGAGAAAGGAGCAUCCGUCGAUUCCGACUCGGCGGGCGACAAUCGAGUGUUGGAAGACAGCAGCGAAAAGGGUGUGAAGAGCAUCAGCAUGGUGGCCCGGCAGAACAGUAGUGCCAACAAUGGCCUGCCUUUAACAUCAGGUAUGUCUCCGGCCACGACUCCCCCGUCUGCCACAGUGUCAUCAUUACCCUCUUGUUCUGACAGCGUACCUUGUGUAUCCCUGUCCCGAUCCCGAGUGCAUUCCUCGCCGGCAUCGCAAGACGAGGAGAGUAGUCCCUUAUGCCACCAGGGGGAGGACAGCUGUCCGCUCUCCCCCUCCCGCUCCCCCGUUCGCGAGGCCGGGGGCAAAUCGCCCCGCCCGCGCCACGCGCGCAGUUACUCCGGCGGUAUAGCGUGCUGCCGCGGAGAGUCUGUCGGCGGCGACGAGGAGGAGGGAGGAGUAAGAGCCGCGGACGGAAGCUCGGAGGGAAACUCUGAUUUCCGUUGUCGUCAACGCGAUUGCCCGAUUGCGGAGGGGGAGGUCUGGGAAGCGGUCUUACCCGUCGAUUACGAGGAGAUCUGCCGCGCCGUGUAUCCUGAGCCAUUGUCAUGUGAGGAUAAAAGGAAGGUAUAUAGCCUACUCGCAGACGGGGUUCUCCUGCAUGGGGGGUUUUAUAGCUACCGCUUAAUGAAGAGACAGGGCUCGGCGAGAGCCUCCGCGUCUGUGGCUAUGUCUUCCUCCUCGAUGUCAAUCGUGUGGGGACAUGACAUUCGUCAUUGGGAGGAGGUGAGGUGUCCGGCGUCGAUGUUUGGAAGAGUCAUGGUACUUCACCGAGUGCAUUGGUUCGACGUAUCUGGUCGCAUUUCUUGGCAUUUUCCUCCGGGUGUGUAUACGUGUGCCUGGAGGCUGUCAAGAAUGGUGGCGCCGAAGUUUAUAGAGAACGUGGCUACGUUCUGGGGAUCGCAGCCUGCAGAGAGCUUUGUCAGAACGUCAGACGGACAGACCGUUAGGUUAUGGUUGCCAUUAUCACAUGAGACGGUGGUAGCGCAGCCAGAGUGGAUGGAAUGGCAAGCAGGGGAGAUCGUAGUCCCCGAGGUCGAGGGAUCGAAACUGACGAAGAUGGAAAUCGAUUUCGCGCUGAGGGAAACCAACUUCGACUCCGUGAAGAUGGGUCUCUGCGUCGACUGCUUCAUGGUGUAUGAGUCAGAUCCAGAGAAUCUCAGCAUGGACGGACGGUAUCGCCCGUCGGGGAGGAGGGUACGUGACGGCGCAUGUGCUGUUUUUCCGGAAGAAGAACGACCUGACCCUGGAAAGGUGAUGUGGAAACUGGCUGGCGAAAGGUUCUUCGCUGCCCUACGAUACGUCGCCGAUCCUCUCAACUCCACCGGUCUCGCGGAGUCCUGAUUAUCGGCAGCCGAUGCGAUCGACCAGUCGAGCGUGUGCGUGCGUGCGUGCGUGCGUGCGUGUGUGCGUGCACACGCACACACAGACACGAAGAGAGAGAGAGAGAGAGAGAGAGAGAGAGAGAGAGAGAGAGAGAGAGAGAGAGAGAGAGAGAGAGAGAGAGAGAGGUAAAGAGGACGGAAGAGACAGUGGUGUUGUGGCAGAGGAGGAGAACUUGGAGCGUGGGGAUAGU
Molecule: messenger RNA, 2909 nt
Organism: Chara braunii
Lineage: Eukaryota; Viridiplantae; Streptophyta; Charophyceae; Charales; Characeae
Source: the annotation of a GenBank genome assembly